AUGACGGUCGAAACGGACGCGCGGCUGUACGUGCCGCUCAAGGUACGGCGCCAGCGCGAGCAGGAGCAACUGCAACAACGCCGUACGGUCCUCCGGCAACGUCUGCAGAAAGAACGGAGCGAAACGGACAGCGGAAGCGACUCGGACGAGCUGCAGCCCAAGAAACAAAAGACCGCAAUCGUCUCGACGCUAGUAACCUCGACCUUGAUCGAGUCAAAGCUGCCCGAUAUGUCCUCUAUCACUGCAACUGUAGAAGAGGAGCAGCAGAAGCAGCGAUCGAGUGUGAGUCUCUUGGAUCAGGCGUAUGAGAUGCGUAAGCGCAUGGAGGAGCAGGGCGUGAACCAGCAAAAGGUCCAGCAGGACGCCGAGGAGAUUCAUAUGCUCAAGGAAGCGAGUUACGUGCAGAAAGUGGCGCUUGUGUCGGCUCAUGAACGAGCCGAGGGGAUCCAUUACAGCGAGACGAUGCAGACGACGUGGCGACCGCCACGUUGUGUGCGGGACAUGACUCCAGACGAGUGUGACGCGGUUCGCAAGAAGUGGCACAUUAUGGUUCAAGGCGAAGAUGUGCCGCCACCUAUCAAGUCAUUUGAGUAUAUGCGGUUCCCGCGCGCAAUUCUUGACGCGCUGAAGGCCAAAAAGAUCUUGCGACCGACACCGAUUCAGGUGCAAGCCAUGCCGUGCAUUCUUGCAGGACGCGACAUGAUUGGCAUUGCAUUUACCGGAUCUGGAAAGACCGUGACGUUCACACUGCCGCUGGUGAUGCUGGCGCUCGAAGAGGAAACAAAAAUGUCGAUUGUUGGUCGUGAAGGUCCGUUUGGACUGAUUGUAGGUCCGUCGCGCGAGCUCAUGAGACAGACGUUUGAUGUGGUGAAACACUUUACAACCCACUUGUUCAAGGCAGGGUACCCCGAGCUUCGUAGUCUGCUCUGCAUUGGCGGAGAAGAUAAGCGGCAGCAGUCGGACUUGAUCGCCAGUCGCGGCGUGCACAUUGUGGUGGCUACGCCGGGUCGAUUGAACCAUUUUUUGAAGCUAGGUGAGAUGAAUCUGCGCUUGUGCAAAUACAUUUGCUUGGACGAAGGUGAUCGCAUGUUGGACUUGGGUUUCGAUGAGGAAGUCGCUACGACUUUCAACCACUUUACUAGUCAGAGACAGAUGUUGCUCUUUUCUGCUACGAUGCCGCAAAAGUUCCAGGAUUUUGCCAAGGAUGUGCUCGUGAAGCCUGUUUUAGUCAAUGUUGGUCGUGCCGGUGCUGCGAACUUGGAUGUGAUCCAGGAAGUUGAGUACGUGAAGCAGGACGCCAAGAUCGUGUACUUGCUGGAGUGUUUGCAAAAGACCGGCCCUCCUGUUGUUAUUUUCUGUGAACGCAAAGGCGAUGUUGACGAUAUCUACGAAUACCUGAUCUUGAAGGGCGUCGAGGCAGCCUCGAUCCACGGUGGCAAGGACCAGGAGGAGCGAAAUGAAGCCAUUGAUCUGUUCAAGAGUGGAAAAAAGGACGUGUUGGUUGCCACGGAUGUGGCCGCUAAGGGACUUGACUUUCCCGAUAUUAAGCAUGUCAUCAACUUCGACAUGCCGGCCGAAAUCGAAAACUACGUGCAUCGAAUUGGCCGUACUGGUCGUUGCGGUAAGACUGGAGUCGCUACGACCUUCAUUAACAAAAGUGUGCCAGAGAGUGCGCUUCUGGAUCUAAAGCAUCUACUUGUCGAGGCGAAGCAAACGGUGCCACCAGUACUCAUGGCAUUGGAGGAUCCGUACGAGAAGUUGGAGCGCAGUGGCGAUGGACUUUCAAAUGCCACUGGCACCAAGGGCUGUGCGUUCUGCGGUGGUCUGGGUCACCGCAUCACAGACUGUCCAAAGGUGGAUUCGCAGGUGCGGAAAAUCGGUGCAGGCAAGCGUGACUUCCUUGCUGGUAACAGCGAAGGUUACGGUGGAGAUUCGCUUGGUUGA
Peronospora matthiolae is the source of this 1944-nucleotide messenger RNA. The record is from the annotation of a GenBank genome assembly. Lineage: Eukaryota; Oomycota; Peronosporomycetes; Peronosporales; Peronosporaceae.